GAGCCUUGCCAGUGCAAUGCCUCCAAACACUCCCACAAUCCUACUUUUCGUGCAAAAUACAGUAAAACUUGUUGCCAAAAGAAAGGAAAAAAAGAAAGAAAAGAAACUCAAGUACCCAGAAAUACUGUUCCUUGAAGAGCAACAAUUCAAAGAAUGGCAGCAUCAUCCUCUUACAUGGCAUCCACCAAGUUCUCCAUGUUAGGCUGGCUAGGAAAAGGCAAUAAAUUCAGCAAAAGCAACAGCAACAGCAGUCCAUUCACCAUUUCAGCUCAGCAGCAAGCACAAGUCCAAGAACAAGAAGACAUGAAGGCACAAGAAGCAGCCGCCCCAGGACAAGAGAAGGCGAAGCAGCCGGAAGGGACGAGACUGAGGCCGGUCGAGCCGCAGGUGAACGUUAAGAGCAAGAACAUGAGCCGCGAGUACGGGGGGCAGUGGCUGAGCAGCGCGACGCGGCACGUGAGGAUUUACGCCGCGUACAUCGACCCGGUCACCUGCGAGUUCGACCAGAGCCAGAUGGACAAGCUCACCCUCAUCCUAGACCCGACCAAUGAGUUCGUGUGGUCCUCGGAGACCUGCAACAAGGUCUACGCCUGCUUCCAGGAGCUCGUUGAUCACUACGAGGGUGCGCCACUGACGGAGUAUACUCUUCGGCUGAUCGGGUCAGAUGUAGAGCACUACAUAAGGAAGCUGUUGUACGACGGAGAGAUCAAGUACAACAUGAAUGCCAGAGUGCUCAAUUUCAGUAUGGGAAAGCCCAGGAUUAUGUUCAACAAUAACAACCUCGACGGCGAAGUUCCUGAUGCACAAUGAGAAGCACGUGUGAGCGUGCACACAUGCUUACCUAAAUUGCCUUUCCUCAAUCUUCCACGAAAUUAAGAUCUUUGUAUAAUUAGGCAUUUCAUUGUAGCAAAUGAUAAGGUUGUCUCUGGAGUUUUCGUAUUUUCUCUGCUCCAAAACCUUUGUGAAUGAUCAUCGAAUAGAGGAGAACGGACAUAAAAUAAUUUCCUCAGAAA
This is a messenger RNA of Eucalyptus grandis, 1013 nucleotides long. Its product is annotated as NAD(P)H-quinone oxidoreductase subunit M, chloroplastic. Bases 154 to 810 code for a protein of 218 amino acids. NCBI's taxonomy places the organism in Eukaryota, Viridiplantae, Streptophyta, Magnoliopsida, Myrtales, Myrtaceae. The transcript is spliced from 2 exons. Gene Ontology annotation, molecular function: oxidoreductase activity, acting on NAD(P)H, quinone or similar compound as acceptor. The record is from RefSeq and is a predicted model, not a curated record.